This is a messenger RNA of Mytilus californianus (California mussel), 3882 nucleotides long. RefSeq names its product sideroflexin-1-like. Gene Ontology annotation, biological process: monoatomic ion transport; serine import into mitochondrion. The record is from RefSeq and is a predicted model, not a curated record. Lineage: Eukaryota; Metazoa; Mollusca; Bivalvia; Mytilida; Mytilidae. The transcript has 11 exons. Bases 131 to 1096 code for a protein of 321 amino acids. Gene Ontology annotation, molecular function: monoatomic ion transmembrane transporter activity. Gene Ontology annotation, cellular component: mitochondrial inner membrane.
GUGGACUUGAAGGUGGAUACAUUGACAACCAAUCAGCAUACCACCCAAGGACACACCUCCAGUCGCAACAUCACAGGUGUACAUAUACUAGAUAACUGGAUACUGGAUAAAAAUCAGAAUUCAGAUAACCAUGCAGACUGAGAAAAGAAUAAACCUAGAGGAACCUCGGUAUGACCAAGGAACAUUUACUGGUAGAGCCAGGCAUUUUUUUAUAACAACCAAUCCAUUUAAUAUACUAGCAACCUCACAACAAUUAGAGGAUGCAAAAGGAGUGGUAGAAAGAUAUAGAAAAGGGGAAACAUUAGGUGCACUCAAUGUAUCACCUGAUCAGUUGUGGCAGGCCAAACAUUUAUAUGAUUCUGCAUACCAUCCAGAUACAAAGGAGAAAAUGUUCUGGGCAGGAAGGAUGUCAGCUCAGGUUCCCAUGAAUAUGGUCAUCACUGGUUGUAUGAUGACAUUUCACAAGACCCCACAAGGGAUUAUAUUUUGGCAGUGGUUUAAUCAGAGUUUUAAUGCUGUUGUUAAUUACACAAACAGAAGUGGAGAUGAGCCUAUAUCUAAAAAACAGCUUGGCUUAUCAUAUGUAGGAGCCUCAGCAGGUGCCAUUGGUACAGCUAUGUCUAUAAACAGUCUUGUAAAGAGAUUUCCACCUAUUGUUGCCAGAUUUGUACCAUUUAUUGCUGUGGCAUCUGCUAAUUGUAUAAAUAUACCAAUGAUGAGAAGUAGGGAAUUAUUAGAAGGUAUACCUGUUUAUGAUGCUGAUGGCAACAGAGUUGGAGAAUCUAGAAAGGCAGCAGAAAAGGCCAUAGCAUUGGUUCUAGUUUCUAGAAUUUGUAUGGCAGCACCUGGAAUGUUAACCCCACCAUUUAUAAUGCAUGCUCUGGAAAGCAAAGCUUUCAUGAAGAGAAUGCCAUGGUUGAAUGCUCCAGUGCAAAUUGGACUUGUAGGAUUUUUUUUGUUGUUUGCCACUCCAUUGUGUUGUGCAUUGUUUCCACAGAAAAGCUCCAUGCAUAUAAACCAUAUUGAAAAAGAAUUGCAAGAAAAACUUUCCGCAUCAAGUCCACACGAUUGUGUCUACUUCAAUAAAGGGCUUUAAUAACAAUCUUUGACUUAUUGUUAGUAUGAUAGCUGAGUUACAUCUGAAGCAUAUUGUGUGAAAUGCCAAAAUGAUAUUCUGAUGUUGAUACCGAGUAUUAUAAAAUGUGACUGUCAUCUGAACUGCUACAUGAAUGUGUUUUUUUGUCAUUGUUAUGAUGAUUAACAUGCUUCUUUGUGAUAUCAUGAAAGUAAACUAAUGAUUUUCAGUCUUCAUAAUUAAGUUUUCUUCCAUUUAAGUUCAUUUCAAUAUCUGUCAUAAUCAGUUUUAAAAAUAUUUUCCAAAUCUCAUCGCUCUAAGGCCAUAAAAAAGAAUAUGUUUGUUUGCCCUAACCCUACCUUCAAUUUCUCUUUGCCGAAAAAAAAAAAAAAGAAAAUGCCUACCUACCUACCCACUGUCUCUACCUUUGGGUAGAGUUUGGACAAACCAAAAUAUUUUUAAGUGUGGCCUAAAGGAAAUGGCUUUUCUAAUGAUACAUAUAAAGUGAUGAGUCAGGUUUUUGUUUUGUUGUAGCUUUAAACAUAUUUACGUAGAUACAGUAAUUUUUAUCUAGUGAAUAAACAUUUGUUAGUCCACAUAGGAUUUAAGAAUAGAUAAUCAUUACUUUUUAAUCCCCAUCUUGCCAAGAUUGUUUUUAUUUUCAAGAUUUUAAUAUACCAUCCAUUGCAACCAACCAAAUUACCUUCAAAAAUUCAAGAAUACACUGCUUAUAAAUAAACAAUUCUCAGCACAAACAUUAUAAUGAAAAUUAGAGAAAUAUAAUAAUUUUUAAAGAAAGUGCUAUUUAGUCGAAAUAGAUCUACCAUCUUACCUCUGAACUUUUCACCUAAAAGAAAUGAUUUCAAAUGGUUAUGGUUUAUGUAUCAAACAUAGAAAAAUAUUAUAAAAAAAAGUUUGCAAACAAAUGCCAGAUGUGCUGUUGUUGUUGCUCAAUUGUAAUUCAAAAAUGUUCUCUUUCAAUAUAUUGUUAAAUAUCAAAUGUCUAACAAGAAUUUUAAAAUUGUAAGUAUUAUAAUAACAAGAUUAUGAUAAAAAUAAACCAUUAAUGAAUUAAAUAUAAUUUUAGAAAUUUAUUAAGCCUUCAUAUUUUUGGAAGGAAAAAUAGAUUUAGUCUUAAAAAAUAUCAUAUGGUGUAUCGGUCUGGUAAAUAUAUAUAUUUAUGAGAUGAAAUAUGAAGUAACUGAUUUAUAAUGUUUGAUUUUGUAUAAAUUUUUACUGUAUUUAUUUUUUGAAAAGUUUGUAUUGGUAUAUAUACACUUUAUAUUCUAAUUUUUAAAUUUAAGGCUUAUGGUGAGAUUGGGGGAACUGAAAAAUCAAAAUUAAAAUAUUGCACAAGGAGACCACCAGAACAUAUAGUAAUAGAUUUACUAUAAAAAACAGUCAAGUUAUCAAGUGAUUAAAAAUGUACUUAAAAUUUCUAAAUUUUAUGUUUAAGAAAAUAUUACAAUAUUUAGGGGUGUCUGUGCUUGAUGCACGAUGCACAAAUUCUCAAAUGUCAUUUCUUAGUCGGAAAUCAAAAAAAUGAAAAUCAUUAAAUUGUAAAUUUGUAGGUUUUUCUUUAUAAUACCAUAAACAUUUUGACAUUGUGCAAUACAAUGAAGAUGUCAAUUGAUCAAAUAGUCACUAAAUUGCAGUGAAUGAUUGUUUUGUUUUUUUUUGUUUGUUGGUGUUUAACAACAUUCACUUUCAACAAACUUGACUAUAUCAUGGCAACCAUUUUUUUUUAUUUAGGAAGCACUAGUACUCAGGGAGAACUACUAACCUUCAGCAGAAAAAUUGGCAAUCCUUGUCAAUUAAGGUUUUAUUAUUGUAGUGAAUAAGCAAUUUUUUAAGAGGUUUUUCUUCAAGGCCAGUGGCAGAAACUUCUUAAAAAAUGGUUUAUUUACUACAGUAAUGUAAUGUAUGUUCCCUAUUGGUAUUUUGAAAUAAGAAAUUAAGGUUUUAGUCAAACACACCUUGCCUAGGACGGGGCAUCAGUUGACAGGCUUGUGAUGACUGUAGAUGAACUACUUAGACCACUUGGCUACUGUGGUCCCCCGGUGAAUGACAUUUGUUCAUCAAAUUUUAUAAAGAGUUACAUGUAUUAAAAGUGGAUUUUAAAUUUGUUACUAAAAGGAUGUAAUGCAUUCCAGUUUUAGAAUUGUACUCAAUCCAUUGAAUGCUCUCAUCAUCAUGGUACAUGUAUUAGCAAUUAUGUUAGUUCAAGCUUAUUUGAAUACAAAUAUUUGAAUUUGUCUUGUAUCAAAUUUAGAGCUUUCAGUUUGACUUCAGCAUCAUGGAACUAGAUCUGAAUUUUGUAGCUCUAUUUUUCAUUUAAGUACGUCGCUUUUAAUCAGAGUGCUUUUUCUAAAUUUGCUCAUGAAUGUGAUAUGAAAUUUUGAUUUAUUUUUUUCAUCUUUGCUUGGUGGACAAAUAAUCUUAAAUUAUUAAUUUCAUUAAUCAAUAAAAGUCGGAAAGGUAAAAUAAGAUAUUUUAUAUAGUAAAUGGUACGUUGUUUGUUUUUAAAAUAUUAGAAAGUUAUUGGAAUGCAGUGCAUGCUAGUCAUGUGAAUUAACUAUUUUAAAAGUUUUCUGUCCAGAAGAUUAUUCAGAUAAGCAUAUAUUUUGUAGUACAUUUGUUUUAAGAACAUAAAAAAUUCUUGAAUUUUUAUCUACAAUUCAUAUAUAGAUGGUAAAUAUACUCUUUUAAACACUCGCAUUAAUGUAUGAAACACUUUUCUUGUUUUUAAUCAUUGUUAUCUUCUCUGAUAUAAUUGUUGCUGUUGAAAAUAAAGUUGCAUAAAUUUU